Zingiber officinale is the source of this 712-nucleotide messenger RNA. Its product is annotated as RHOMBOID-like protein 1. Gene Ontology annotation, biological process: proteolysis. The coding region runs from base 206 to 712 and encodes 168 amino acids. Lineage: Eukaryota; Viridiplantae; Streptophyta; Magnoliopsida; Zingiberales; Zingiberaceae. The transcript is spliced from 2 exons. Gene Ontology annotation, molecular function: serine-type endopeptidase activity. Gene Ontology annotation, cellular component: membrane. The record is from RefSeq and is a predicted model, not a curated record.
GUUUUUUCCCUUUUCCCUCCGUGCUGUCCUUGGUAUUGCCUCAUCUUCAAAUUGCGAUGCGGCAAGUAAUCCCUCAUUCCUUGCUCUCGAUCUCGUCGUCCUCCCUUUGAUCCCUCGAUUUAUCGAUGUUUGCUUUUUAAUUUUGUUUUUGUUUGCCGGAUUUGUUAGACAAUAUCGUUGAUAUUUCCAAUCCUGCGGGAGGGGCAUGGGGAAGGAGCCCGCCGCGUCGCAGUUCGAGGUUAAGAUCCAGAUGCGGCCAGGGGACUUCGAGCACAGCUGGGCCUCUUCGCCGGUCCCUCCGCCGCAGCUGUCAGAUCAGCGUCGCUCGCUCCCGGCCGACAGCCUGCCAUUUCGGCGGUGGACUCCCUGGUUGGCGCCGACUAUCGUCCUGGCUAACAUCGCCGUGUUCGGUGUCAUAAUGUACGUGAACGACUGUCCCGAGAAUACCCCCGGGCUUUGUGUUGGCUUAUUUCUCGGCAGGUUCGCCUUUCAAUCCAUUAAGGAGAAUCCCUUGUUGGGGCCAUCGUCCUUCACGUUGAAGAAGAUGGGGGCUUUAGAUGUGCAGAAAGUGGUCCAGGAGCACCAAGGAUGGCGCCUACUUGUAUGCAUUUGGCUACACGCUGGACUUGUUCAUGUGCUUGCUAAUAUGUUGAGCCUUAUCUUAAUAGGAAUACGACUUGAGCUGCCCUCGCGGCGUGGACCCAAACGGUAA